AUGGCGGGACUUCUCACAAAGUUUCCCAACUCUGAGGUGAAGAUCUCAGCACAGGAGAUCACAGCACCUCUCCAUGCGCUCGGUCUGACAACAACUGUCUUGGCCAUGCGCAAAGGAAUGGAGGAUCUUUCAGUUGAGAAGAAUGACCCUGAGAGCCAUCAACAGCAGCUGCGUUCCAACAACAAACUAGCGCUUUGGCUGACCAUCACCUGGGAAGAGCUGGACAACCUUCGUGAUCCGACAACAUCGGAUGUAAGGGUGCAGUCUCUUCACGGAAGACAGCGUCUUCCAAGGUGGGACAAACUUGUUCUCGCCACAACCCCGGCGGGAGCCAUGUGCACCUGGUAUUACCAUUCAACGGAACAGCACCUUGGAACUUUCAACAAGAAGGAGCUGAUUCUCCUCAGUUGGGAGCCGGAGCAAAUCCAACAUGCUAAGCGUCUUUCCUCAGGAACUUUGACAAGUUUCUCACGGGGCUACUGCUUUCCGCAGUUUCAGCUCGACGCAGGGCAUGUGUACAACAUGACCAAAUAUGAGUAUGAGAGCCAACAGUCGUGGAUUGUUUUCAGCAGUGACCAGCUGAGCAUCAACCACCGCAUUGGCACUUACUACUCUCGGUCAAAGACAUGGGCAUGGGACUACAACGUACCCAUCAACUUGGCAGAGAUCAAAGACACCAGCCAUGUUCAGUGGCCAGCAGCACUGCAGGCCUUGUGGUACAGCGGGUUGCCGUGUCUGGAUAGUAUGGACGAAGCGGUGAGCAGCCAGAUCGACGGGCCGAACCCUGUCUCCUGGAUUAACUACAACGGCAUCAAGACAGCCGACCGGGUGCGCGGCACAGACGCCGUCAUUGCCUGGGCGGACACUAUGGAUGUCCAGGAGUACAUGGAUGAGAUCAACAAAUGGCGUGCGGAUCCAACAAGUGGCAAUGACGAUGCGGAGAUGCCGGAUGGCGCAGGAGAUGAGGUGGCCCACACCAAGUGA
Molecule: messenger RNA, 984 nt
Organism: Cladocopium goreaui
Lineage: Eukaryota; Dinophyceae; Suessiales; Symbiodiniaceae
Source: the annotation of a GenBank genome assembly